AGGAUGAGGAUGGAGGGCAGGGAGGAGAUGCAGGGCGCCGUGGGGCUACGCUGCACCUGGGACAUCCCACCACCCGCUGGUACCCAGGCCAAGUGGGUGAGGCUCAAUGUGGGGGGCACCGUCUUCCUCACCACCAGACAGACCCUGUGUCGGGAGCAGAAAUCUUUCCUGUGUCGCUUGUGCCAGGGCGAGGAGCUGCAGUCGGACCGGGAUGAAACUGGUGCAUACCUAAUAGAUCGGGACCCCACUUACUUUGGACCGAUUCUAAAUUUCCUCCGUCAUGGAAAGCUGGUCCUGGAUAAAGAUAUGGCUGAAGAGGGGAUCCUUGAAGAAGCUGAGUUCUAUAACAUUGGUCCUUUGAUCCGAAUAAUCAAAGAUCGAAUGGAAGAGAAGGACUACACAGUAACACAGGUGCCUCCUAAGCAUGUCUACCGUGUGCUGCAGUGCCAGGAAGAGGAGCUCACUCAGAUGGUUUCCACUAUGUCAGAUGGAUGGCGCUUUGAGCAGCUUGUGAACAUUGGCUCAUCCUAUAAUUAUGGGAAUGAGGAUCAGACAGAAUUCCUAUGUGUGGUCUCCAAGGAGUUGUACAACUCCCCCAAUGGCCUGAGCUCUGAGCCCAGCCACAAAGCCAAGAACACAGAGGAGGACCUGGAGGAGGAAGAGCAGGAGGUGGAGGAGGAGGCAGAGGCAGAAGCAGAAGCAGAGGAGAAAGGUGCAGCAAAUCCCUGAGGAAAAUGAUAAAAAUAACCCCCCAGGCAUAGACUCGUCCACCUUUCUGCUGUUACAAGCCAGAGAUCUGAGGAUGUGAUCUGAACACUCCACUCCAGCCUUUUCAUUUCUCGUUUAAAUCUUUAUUUUUGUACUGCAGUGUAUGGUAGCCCACAAUGACGCCCCCAGCCCCCUUCACUCUCCACAUGCAGCCAUUUUUUUUUUACAAACUCACCUCGGAGGCCUGAGCUUCCAGCCCUGGAGGAGGGCAGAUGUUCUAUGGAGCCCCUGAGCUGCUGUAGGAGCAGGAGCCCACGGCCCCCUCCUAUGCCUGGCAGUCUGGCUUUCUGUAAUGUCACAGUGGCCCCUGGUGGGGACAUAAGCGAUCAGCCACUGCAGCCUGCGGUCCCUUCCUGAGUACCCUGGAUGCAAAUGAGGACCGAGGUGGUGGUAGCUGUGGAAGGACCAGCCCUUGCCCUUUCACUGUUGCAGGCAACUGGUGUGGGCUUGUGGCCUGGGGACAAAUGCAGAGCCACUGUCCUUUUCUGGGCCACCGGUAUUGCUCAGAGGUGUCCCUGUGCUGGGUAUCACAUUCCUUGGUGCCUCCCUCCCUAUCCCCCAAAGCAGCUCUGUGCCAGCAGUGUGAGAAGGAGAAUGGUGUGCUGCCUGGGUACCAGGAACAUGCUGGUACCUGAUGUUAUGUCAGGCAGCACUGAGCAGAUCCCAGUUUUGGGGAGCGGGGUGUUUGCUUCACUGCUGUGUCUGAAGAAUCCUGAAUAAAAUUCACAGUCUGUUCCUC
This is a messenger RNA of Sturnus vulgaris (Common starling), 1507 nucleotides long. RefSeq names its product potassium channel tetramerization domain containing 17 (gene KCTD17). Lineage: Eukaryota; Metazoa; Chordata; Aves; Passeriformes; Sturnidae. Gene Ontology annotation, cellular component: Cul3-RING ubiquitin ligase complex; cytoplasm. Gene Ontology annotation, molecular function: cullin family protein binding. The record is from RefSeq and is a predicted model, not a curated record. Gene Ontology annotation, biological process: proteasome-mediated ubiquitin-dependent protein catabolic process; protein homooligomerization; positive regulation of cilium assembly.